Messenger RNA from Grammomys surdaster, 1464 nucleotides. RefSeq names its product neuralized E3 ubiquitin protein ligase 3 (gene Neurl3). Bases 581 to 1345 code for a protein of 254 amino acids. The transcript is spliced from 5 exons. NCBI's taxonomy places the organism in Eukaryota, Metazoa, Chordata, Mammalia, Rodentia, Muridae. The record is from RefSeq and is a predicted model, not a curated record.
GACUGGUUUGCCUGCCAGGAGGUACCAGGAGCCUGAGCCUUUUAGACUGAGCCAGCUGGGACAUUGGGCAAACUGCAACCUUUAGGAUCCACAGGUCUCAGGCCCAAGGGACUGGUACUGGCUCCAGAGCAGCUACCUGUGGCCUUGGCAGAAGUUAUACAUCUAGUGCAGAGACAAAGGGCGCUCAGCAAGGGUGUGGCCGGAAAAUGAAAGUCCAGGGGUUACAGCAACGUCUGAGGUAACCAGGGCUCCGCUGAUGACACCCACCUUCCUCUGGCCACUUCUCACUUAGGCACGGCAUGCCGGCUGGAGGAAGUCUCCAGAGCAGAACAUCAGACCUGAAGAAGAGGAAGGGCUCUGCAUAAGGCCAGGCUGCUGCAGCAGUCCACUGUGAGCCACGAGAGGUCAUGGGGAAAGUCCCGGAUAUCGUCAUGCGUGACAGCAUCUAAUUAAUCAUCAACUCUGUAACGUGAUCUCCAGCCUAUAAAAGGAGAACCUUCAGAGUCUUGUAACCCUGACCACUGGCCUUCACAGACAUCUCCAGACCCAGGGACUUGUGCCCCAGGAGGAGCCCAGGCUAAUGGGUUCUCGCCUCAGCCCUGAGGCCAAUGCCGAGGUGCCCCGCGAGGCCCUUAGUUUUCACGGGGACGCCACGGGAGCACAGGUGCAUCUGGAUGACCAGCGGAGCACAGCGCGCAGGCGCUCCACGUUCCACGACGGUAUUGUAUUCAGCCAGCGUCCUGUAUGGCCCGGUGAGCGUGUAGCGCUGCGUGUGCUGCGACAUGAAGAUGGUUGGUGUGGUGGCCUCCGCGUGGGCUUCACGCGCCUGGACCCCGCGCAAGUGGCUGCGUCCUGCCUGCCACCCUUCGUGUGCCCGGACCUGGAGGAGCAGAGUCCCACGUGGGCAGCGUUGCUUCCAGAGGGCUUCGUUCGCGCGGGGAAUGUGGUCUGCUUCUGGGUGAAUCGUAGAGGCUGGCUCUUCGCCAAGGUCAAUGCUGGCCGCCCCCUCUUGCUGCGCAAAGACGUGCUGGUCCAGGGCGCCCCGCUCUGGGCAGUGAUGGAUGUGUACGGGACCACGAAAGCCAUUGAGCUGCUGGAUCCCAAAGCCAACGCCUGGAUCACCAGUGGGGAACCUGUACCAGAGUCUGAAGUCACAUCAGGAGAGGAGUGUGUCAUCUGUUUCCACAACACAGCCAACACCCGCCUCAUGCCCUGUGGCCACUCACAGUUCUGUGGCUCCUGUGCCUGGCACAUCUUCAAAGACACGGCCAGGUGCCCCAUGUGUCGCUGGCAGAUCGAGGAGGUGGCUGUAGUGCCUUCACUGAAGACUGGGGAAGGCUCUUGAGAAGAUGGCUUCUUGGAGUGUGUGACAGAUGGGACCUGGCUCUGAGGCAGGCCCCUGCAAAAGGAAAAACCUCUGUCUGGAUGUUGGUCAGCAAGCCCAGUCAAGGGCCACCACGCCUG